Cydia fagiglandana is the source of this 2048-nucleotide messenger RNA. RefSeq names its product zinc finger protein 431-like. The record is from RefSeq and is a predicted model, not a curated record. Bases 132 to 1997 code for a protein of 621 amino acids. The transcript has 4 exons. Lineage: Eukaryota; Metazoa; Arthropoda; Insecta; Lepidoptera; Tortricidae.
GACCUACGAAAAAAUACAAUUAAUACCUUAAAUACUAAAAUUGAAACUAUUUUCAGAGUUUUAAGCUACAAAACAUUGCUCUUUCUCUUCAAAAACUAUUCGAAAAUUAAAAAUAACCUUAUUAAUUGACAAUGGAGUCGGCGCAUGAGAAAGUGGACAUAAAGACUGAGCCCCCAGGCGGCAAUGUGCACGUAAAAGACGAGCCGUUGUGCUCUAAUGCCCUUAGAGAGGCCGAGUUGUGUUCUAAUGCCCUUAGAAAGGCCGAAUCUACAUCUGAUGAUAUUGAAGUCGAGCUCAAUCCCUCAUUGCCUGAGUCUAAAUAUGUAAAUAUAGACUCAAAUGUGAAGAUCGAGCCCUCGGAUGCGUGUGUGAAGGAGGAAUAUUGCUCAGAUGAUAGUAUGGAUUGUUGUGGUGGCAGUAUUGUGACGGAUAAGCCAUACUUGGGUAUGAGCGUAAAGCCCUCAAGCUCAAGUGAUAUAAAGGAUUGUGGGGAACUGACGCAGCUGUAUACGGGUCAUGUGGUCAAGGAUGAGGUGGUGCUUGGCCCCGAGAUAGUGGAGCAGCGAAACUCUGCUUCUAAAGUUUCCGAUUUAGCGAUAGGAGUGAAGCAGUCAUGUGAGAUUGUCCCCGGGAGACCAUUGCUGAGGGACUGCUGUGUGAGGCUGGAGCGUCUUGCUGUGGACACGCUGCUCACUCGGAGCACAGACCGGGACAGCCUGAGAAAGGCUCAUGGAGCUGGUGAAGAGAGUGAACUUAGGAACACAGUUGGGAAUGUCAAAGGACAAGGACCCACUCCAGAGAAGACACCAACAAGUAGACUCGAAACUUAUCGAUGUGCUCACUGUAAAUAUGUAACAGCUACAAAACUAAGCUUAAUUAGACAUUUGAUGAAACAUAAUAGUGAAAAGGCAUACAAUUGUUACCAAUGUAGCUUUUCUUGCAGCUACAAGAGCCUUAUGCAAGUUCAUGUAAGGAUACACACUGGUGAAAAGCCUUACACAUGUGAACAAUGUAGUUAUGCCAGUGCCCGCGAAAGUGAUUUGCGGCUUCAUUUAGAGACUCAUUCUAAUGAGAAACUUUACCAGUGUAACCAGUGUAAUUAUGCUAGCAAUCGAUUACAUCUUUUUAAACUUCAUGUAAUUCAACACACUGGUGAAAUCCCUUACAAAUGUGACCAGUGCACUUAUGCUAGUACGAGCAAAACUUUUUUGGAAAAACAUAAAAUGGUACACCAUAGUACAAACUAUGAUUUUGCUAAUACAAAACGUUAUAAAUGUGGUCACUGUAGUUAUUCAACUAACCACAAGUCUGAAUUGCAUGGUCAUGUUAGGUUACACACAGGUGAAAAGCCCUACAAAUGUGAUCAAUGUAGUUAUGCUACUGUCAAAAAUAGUUAUUUAAAUAUUCAUAAAAAAGCACACUCGGAUGUAAAACGUUAUAAAUGUGAUCACUGUAGUUAUGCUACCAACCAAACAAAUCAUUUAAAAACUCAUAUAAGGACACACACUGGUGAGAAAUGCCACAAAUGUGAUCAAUGUAGUUAUGCUACUGUCAAAAAAAGUAAUUUAAAUUUUCAUAAAAUGAUACACACUAAUACAAAACUUUAUAAAUGUGACCAGUGCAGUUAUGCUACCAGUCGAAAAAAUCAUUUAAUAGCUCAUAUAAGGACACACACUGGUGAAAAACCUUACAAGUGUGAACAAUGUACUUAUGCUUCCUCGUACAAAAGAGGUUUACUAAUUCAUAAAAGCACACACACGAAUGCUGCUUUAUACAAUGAUAAUUCGCGAGUUCAUGUUAGCAAACAUACUAAUGAAAAACCUUACAGGUGUGAAUACUGUGGUUAUACUUGCAAUCUAAAAUGUUUUUUGGAAGAUCAUGUAAAGACGCACGCUAGUGAAAAGUCUUAUAAAUGCGACCAAUGCAGUUUUGUUUUUCAGUACAAAACAUCUUUACUAAUCCAUAAAAGCAAGCACGCUAAGGAGAUACAAGAGUGACGUUACAAUAAAUUGUUAUUUACCAGAUCUAGAAAACACAACAAAGGUAAA